This is a messenger RNA of Sinocyclocheilus grahami, 1965 nucleotides long. Its product is annotated as inactive ubiquitin carboxyl-terminal hydrolase 53-like. NCBI's taxonomy places the organism in Eukaryota, Metazoa, Chordata, Actinopteri, Cypriniformes, Cyprinidae. The coding region runs from base 1 to 1965 and encodes 654 amino acids. Gene Ontology annotation, molecular function: cysteine-type deubiquitinase activity. Gene Ontology annotation, cellular component: cell-cell junction. Gene Ontology annotation, biological process: response to auditory stimulus; protein deubiquitination; sensory perception of sound. The transcript has 10 exons. The record is from RefSeq and is a predicted model, not a curated record.
AUGGCAUGGGCCAAGUUCUUCAGGAGACCAGGAGGCAAUCUUUCCAGGUCUUACCAGCCAGGAUCUAUGCUAUCCUUGGCCCCUACCAAGGGACUACUAAAUGAGCCGGGACAGAACAGCUGCUUCCUCAACAGUGCAGUGCAGGUUCUUUGGCACCUCGAUAUCUUCAGACGAAGUCUUCGUCAGAUUCCAAACCACUACUGCUUGGGCGACUCCUGCAUCUUUUGCGCUUUGAAGGGAAUAUUCUGUCAGUUCCAGCACAGCCGAGAGCGAGCGUUACCCUCAGAUAACCUGCGUAAUGCCCUAGCUGAAACCUUUAAGGAUGAGCAGCGCUUUCAGUUAGGCUUCAUGGAUGAUGCUGCUGAGUGCUUUCUCUUUUAUCGCGUCACAGACGAGCGUGCAAAGAAGAGUGAGCUGCUAUUGGUGGGAAUGAUCUGUUACUCCAGCAGACAUUACUGUGCCUUCGCCUACCACACCAAAUCAUCCAAAUGGGUUUUCUUUGAUGAUGCCAAUGUCAAAGAGGUGGGAUCCAGAUGGAAGGAUGUGGUCACUAAAUGCAUCAGAGGUCACUUCCAGCCCUUGCUCUUGUUUUACUCUAACCCUGAUGGCAGUGCUGUGGUAACAGACGAGGCCCAGCGGACCAACAGCAGUGCUACCCAAAAUAAGAGCUCAGUCAAUGGAGAAGCACCAGGUAGAAACCAGUUUCAAUGCAGUUAUAUUGUGGGAUCCAGAUGGAAGGAUGUGGUCACUAAAUGCAUCAGAGGUCACUUCCAGCCCUUGCUCUUGUUUUACUCUAACCCUGAUGGCAGUGCUGUGGUAACAGACGAGGCCCAGCGGACCAACAGCAGUGCUACCCAAAAUAAGAGCUCAGUCAAUGGAGAAGCACCAGGUACUCCUAUACUGGGCGGAAAGAAGUUGGAGUUGACGCGAGAGAACUUGACUGCUUUCUUCUCAAAUCAUGGUACUCCGAAGCAGAAGUCUCAGCCUCCCUCUGUGUUCAGUCGUGGCAGUAACCAGACCAGCGGCGGCAGAGGGCCAGUCAAGAUGAACGUUGAUCCAAUUCAGAUUCGAUUCAGAGAGAUUUUGCGGGAGCUGCCAAAAGAAGGUCGUCCCAUCAACCUUAUUAAGAAGGACUCGGAUCGGUCACAGACAAGAACAGAAAAACUGAGGCUCCGGGACUCCCCUGACAAGCCUCAUUCCCGCUCGCUGUCACCUCCGGAGAACGGCUUCAAGCAUCUGGAGUCGCGGCUCUACAGCAGCCAGGGCAGGGGUCCGACAAAAGCCGAUCGCUGGCCUGUUACUAACACUCAGUACAGCCACGAGCCCCGCUCUCAGUCCCAGCCUCGCGUUCCGCUUCAUCCCCCUGGAGAGAGCCGCUCUCGGAGGCUGGAUGUGGCCAAUGGCUACGAUACAGACAGCAGUCAGGACUCCCGGAUGUAUGGAAACCCUCACAGCCGGCCGAAUCGAGCGUGGAGGCCGAUGCGAGAGGCGCUUAACGUCGACAGCAUAAUAAACAGCGAUAAUAAUCAAAACUCCCACAACUCUCGCAGACAGACCUUUAAUCAGGACAGUGAAGAGUCGGCGUGGGUCCGACGAGAAGAACGCAAACCCAAGAGCUUAAUGACGAUUUACGAGGACGAGCAGCGGCAAGACAUGGGCAGCAGGAGCUCGCUGGAAUCAGAGGACAGGGUUAAAUCAAGCGUCAGUAACCUCACCAUUCAGACUGAUAACUGGAAAUUCCAGCGCACUGAAUCUGGAUACGAGAGCAGUGAUCGUCUCAGCAGCAGCUCGGCAAACCUGGACUCUCCUGUGGUGGAGAACUUGAGCAACAAAGACAUGCAGUCCAUACCAGAAGCAAACCUCUCCAGGGAGCCUAACUACCAAAGGAGGUAUGAGGAUUCAACGGCCGAGAUCCCACCUUCGUCCAUUAUCUACAGUAAGUGUCCUCAAAUGCUUCGGAGAUGA